Ictidomys tridecemlineatus (thirteen-lined ground squirrel) is the source of this 4519-nucleotide messenger RNA. The record is from RefSeq and is a predicted model, not a curated record. NCBI's taxonomy places the organism in Eukaryota, Metazoa, Chordata, Mammalia, Rodentia, Sciuridae.
CUGCACCCGAGGUGGGCGAGGAGAGAAUUGUUCCGAGGCCUGCCCCGUCUCACUUCCACUCGAUUGUAAUUCCAUCCCGGGGCGGGUCGACCUUCCCUCCCACUGGCGGCCAGUCUGUCCCUCCCAUCGGCCUCCGUCGUCCCCCCUCGGCUUCCCCAAGCUGCUCCAGCCGGCUUCACUCUCGCACGCCGACCUCCCGGCUGCUCUCCGGUUCCUUGGGCUCCCCCGUGGACUCCUCUGUGGUUCCUGGUCUCCCGCCUCCUCACCCCUGCCGAGGGAUCGCGGGUCCGCGUGCCCAAGUCCCCCAGGAGACGCCCUUUUCCCUGAGCGUCUGGGACUUGGUGAAACUUUGCAGGCGCCGGCGGAGAAAUGGAUUCAAUCCGAGGCGUCUUGCUCGGGCUCCUGCUCCUGGCUUCCAGCAUCCGACCCGGCGCUCCGUCGCUUAGAGCUGCUCUCCGAAAACCAGGCAAGGUGGGGCCUCCUCUUGACAUCAAGCUGGGUGCCCUGAACUGCACAGCUUUCAGCAUCCAGUGGAAAACGCCACGGCAUCCUGGAAGCCCAGUCACUGGAUACACCGUCUUUUACUCUGAGGUCGAUGCAGAUAAGUCCCUGCAGGAGCGGUCGCACAGUGUGCCUCUCAGCCAGGAUACCCCAGUUGCUGAAGAAGUGAUUGGAGAUUUGAAACCAGGAACUGAAUAUCGAGUGAGCGUAGCAGCUUACAGCCAGACUGGAAAAGGGCGGCUCAGCCCCCCUCAGCACGUUACCACGUUGUCCCAAGAUUCCUGCCGGCCUCCGGCGGCACCCCAGCAGCCACGUGCCCUUGUGGUUUCUGAUUCGGAGGUGGCCCUAUCUUGGAAACCUGGACAGAGUGAAGGACGCUCCCCUAUUCAGUACUAUUCCGUGGAAUUCAUCAGACCAGAUUUUGACAACAAUUGGACCUUAAUCGAAGAGCAGAUCCAGAUGGACUCCAUGGUCAUCAAGGGCCUUGAUCCAGAUACCAACUACCAGUUUGCCGUGAGGGCCGUGAAUCCCCAUGGCCCCAGCCCACGCAGCUGGCCCAGUGACACCAUCCGAACCCUUGGCCCUGAGGAAGCAGGAAGUGGCCGUUAUGGACCUCGUUAUAUCACAGACAUGGGUGCUGGAGAGGAUGAUGAUGGAUUUGAAGACGACCUAGAUCUGGACAUUUCCUUUGAGGAGGUGAAACCACUUCCUGCUACCAAAGGAGGGAAUAAGAAAGUAUUGGUGGAAACUUCUCUGUCCGACCCCCAGUCCAUUUCCAGACCUGCCCCCACUACCUCAGCAUCUUUCCCCACAACUACCGUGGCUCUCCAGCCCACUCCAGCAGAAGGGAAGGGGAAGAAGGGCGAAGCCAUGAUGUUGAGGCUCUUCGAGAAGUUUUGUGAUGAGAUCCUCUGCCCUGCUGACAGCUUUUGUGUCAAUGACUACACCUGGGGGGGCUCACGAUGCCAUUGCAACCUGGGCAAAGGUGGCGAGAGCUGCUCAGAUGAUAUUCUUAUUCAGUAUCCUCAGUUCUUUGGCCACUCCUAUGUAACCUUUGAGCCUCUGAAGAACUCCUAUCAGGCAUUUCAGAUUACUCUUGAAUUUAGGGCGGAGGCAGAGGACGGCUUGCUGCUCUACUGCGGGGAGAACGAAUAUGGAAGGGGCGACUUCAUGUCCCUGGCUAUCAUCCGACGCUCCCUGCAGUUCAGGUUUAAUUGUGGAACAGGGGUCGCUAUCAUUGUAAGUGAGACUAAAAUCAAACUGGGGGCCUGGCACACAGUGGUGCUCUACAGAGAUGGGCUGAAUGGGCUGCUGCAGCUGAACAAUGGCACCCCCAUGACAGGCCAGUCCCAGGGUCAGUACAGUAAAAUUACCUUCCGGACACCUCUCUAUCUUGGUGGGGCUCCCAGCGCUUACUGGUUGGUCAGAGCAACGGGAACAAACCGAGGCUUUCAAGGCUGUGUGCAGUCGCUUUCGGUUAAUGGGAAGAGAACGGAUAUGAGGCCUUGGCCGCUGGGGAAAGCCCUUAGUGGAGCUGAUGUGGGAGAAUGCAGCAGUGGAAUAUGUGAUGAGGCCUCCUGCAUCAAUGGUGGCACCUGCACAGCAAGCAAAGCUGACUCCUACAUUUGCCUCUGUCCCCUUGGGUUCAAAGGUCGACACUGUGAAGAUGCUUUCACCUUGACCAUCCCUCAGUUCAGAGAGUCUCUGAGAUCCUUCGCUGCCACGCCCUGGCCCCUGGAGCCCCAGCAUUACCUCUCCUUCACUGAGUUUGAGAUCAUGUUUCGGCCGGACGCAGGGGACGGUGUUCUCCUAUACAGUUAUGACACAAACAGCAAGGACUUCCUGUCCAUCACGAUGGCAGGCGGCCACGUGGAGUUCCGUUUUGACUGUGGCUCUGGGACUGGUGUUCUGAGGAGUGAAGAUGCCCUCACCCUGGGCCAAUGGCACGAGCUUCGUGUAUCUCGCACAGCGAAGAAUGGCAUCUUACACGUGGAUAAGCAGAAGACGGUAGAGGGAAUGGCAGGGGGAGGCUUCACGCAGAUUAAGUGCAACACGGACAUUUUUAUUGGUGGAGUCCCCAAUUAUGAUGAUGUGAAGAAGAACUCAGGCGUCCUCAAACCAUUCAGUGGGAGUAUCCAGAAGAUCAUCCUGAAUGACCGAACCAUCCAUGUGAAGCAUGACUUCACGUCUGGUGUGAAUGUGGAGAAUGCAGCCCACCCCUGCGUGGGGGCCCCCUGUGCCCAUGGGGGCAGCUGCCGGCCCAGGAAGGAUGGCUAUGAGUGCGACUGCCCCUUGGGCUUUGAGGGCCUGCACUGCCAGAAAGAGUGUGGGAAUUACUGCCUCAAUAAAUCCAGGGGAAGGACGACUGUUGGCCACAGGCCCACAGACACAGCCAACAACCGCAGGAUGGACCCUGGCUGUAUCUCUCGCCCUGGGGCCAUCACCGAAGCCAUCGAGAUCCCGCAGUUUAUUGGCCGCAGUUACCUGACAUAUGACAACCAAGAUAUCCUCAAGAGGGUGUCAGGAUCAAGAUCAAAUGCAUUCAUAAGGUUUAAGUCAACUGUCAAGGAUGGCCUGUUAAUGUGGAGGGGAGACAGCCCCAUGAGACCCAACAGUGACUUCAUUUCCCUGGGCCUUCGGGAUGGAGCCCUGGUGUUCAGCUACAACCUGGGCAGUGGUGUGGCAUCCAUCAUGGUGAACGGCUCCUUCAAUGAUGGCCGGUGGCACCGGGUCAAGGCUGUCAGGGAUGGCCAAUCAGGAAAGAUUACCGUGGAUGACUAUGGAGCCAGAACAGGCAAGUCACCUGGCAUGAUGAGACAACUCAACAUCAACGGACCUCUGUAUGUGGGUGGAAUGAAGGAGAUCGCUCUGCACACGAACAGGCAGUACAUGAGAGGCCUCGUGGGCUGCAUCUCUCAUUUCACGCUGUCCACCGAUUACCACAUUUCCCUCGUGGAAGAUGCUGCAGAUGGGAAAAACAUCAACACUUGUGGAGCCAAGUAACACCAGCUGGCCUUGCCCAGGGGACAGAGCCUCUAUCUUGAGAGUCCCAGGGGCCCUGAGACCCUGCCCGAUGCCACACACAGAGGCCUGGGACCAGGUGUGUUUCCUCUCAUCAAGGGGAAAGUACACCCUGAUGGGAAACUGAGCACCAAGGCAGGAGGCCCUGGGUGGCCUACCUGCUGACACUCUGUGGGCCAAACCCCAUGGAGCACUGUGUGUUGGAAGCAACGGACUUUGUCCAUUGAAUGCAUGGAGUCUGCCAGAGAUCACACAUCAAUGCAAAUUCCAGAGCCUGUCUGCUGUAACUGAAUGAAUGUGUUGUGAUUCAUAGUGCUUAGAAGAGGAGAGAGAGAGAGAGAGAGAGAGAGAUCUCGAAUGAGCCCACAGAGCAGUAUUAAAAUACUUGUCCUUCCCUGGCUCAUGACACUUACUCACAGCAGAAUGACUGUGUGACCUUGAACUUUGAAUUUCCCACCUUGGCCCUAAUCCCUUCCACUCCCUGGUGGCUGGCCCAAAGUGCUCUCACUGUUCCAGGAAAAUAAAGGGUGGGGAAGAUUGAACAUAGAAUCAUGGUCAUAAUGCGGCCCCUCCCCCCAAGUGUACCUUUAAUGUGAAAUCCCUGCUUUUUAUAAUAUCAGUCUAAGAAAAUGGGCCCCAUGAUUUUGUAGCUGUACUUUUGUAUGUGACUAUUUUUAUAGCUGCAGACUGUCUACACGGUAUACCUUAGGGUGUGCUGGUAGUAUACCCUAAUUCUUGCACACUUUCCUAAAAAUUGUCUCCCAAAGAAGACUUGGGGUCAUUUGUGGUAUCAGUGGAGUGGGAGAGGUGACGUGGGUGGGCAACUCGGGGAGCUGACCAUUCUUUUUUUGGUACAUGUUGGUUCUAGGGGAUGAAUAUGAAGCUUUCCAAAAUAAGCAGAUUAAAAGGAAUAUGUGUUACCAAGGUGGGUCAUGGUCCUUCUGUUUGAAGAAAAGGGAAUCUCUUUAGUAAACUUGAAUAAAGGGGACGAAGAAGA